AUUUAUGAACACCUAUUUAACUAAAAAAUUGUCAUUAGUUGUUUCAAAAUAAAACAUUUAAGUAAAAAGAAGAGUAAAAAUGGAGAAUUGGCAAUUGAUAUUUUUUUUUAUGAUAAUUUCCUAUUUCAUAUUUAAUGAAGGUAUUGAAAAUAAAUAUUCGGGUAAAAAAAAAAUAUGCCCGUUUGAAAAAGGCACGACAAGAAAAGCUGCUAAAAUAGGUGACAUGGAAACAUUAAAACUAGCUUAUGAAAGUGAUUGUGAAUGGGAUCAAAAAACAACAAGUGCUGCUGCUUCAAAUGGUCAUUUAAAAUGCUUAAAAUAUGCACAUGAAAAUAACUGUAGAUGGGAUAUAGACACUACUAGAAACGCUGCUGCAAAUGGACAUUUCGAAUGUUUAAGAUAUGCACACGAAAAUGGAUGCCCAUGGAAUGAAAAAACAACAGAAGCAGCUGCAAGUUAUGGUAAUUUAGAAUAUUUAACUUAUGCUCAUAAAAACGGAUGUAAAUGGGCCAUUGGCACAACAAGAGCUGCUGCUUUAAAAUGUAAUUUUGAUUGUUUAAAAUAUGCACAUGAAAAUGGAAGUCAUUGGGGUGAAGGGAUAACUAGAUCUGCUGCAGCAAGUGGUUGUUUAGAUUGUUUAAUGUAUGCUCACAAAAAUGGAUGCAAAUGGGAUAGAGGCACAACAAGAGCUGCUGCUUUAAAAGGUAAUUUAAUUUGUUUAAAAUAUGUCCAUGAAAAUGGAUGCGAAUGGGAUAUAGGAACAACUAGAGCUGCUGCUGCAGGUGGUCAUUUAGGCUGCUUAACAUAUGCAUAUGAAAAUGGAUGCCCAUUAGAUGAUGGUAUAACAAUGGUUGCUGCUAAGUAUGGGCAUUUAGAUUGCUUAAAAUAUGCUCAUAAAAACAAAUGCGAAUGGGAUAAAAUAAUAACGGCACUAGCGGCUUUUAAUGGUAAUUUUGAAAUUUUAAAAUAUGCUCAUGAAAAUGGAUUACCAUGGGAUAAAAACACAAUAAGGGUAGCUGCUGCUAAUGGUCAUCUAAAAUGUUUAGUAUAUGCCCACAAAAAUAGAUGUCCAUGGGAUAAUGGUACAACUAUUGCGGCUACAUUAAGAGGUAAUUUUGAAAUAUUAAAAUAUGCACAUGAGAAUGGAUGUCCAUGGGAUAACGGUAUAACUAUUGCGGCUACCGAAAAAGGUAAUUUAGAAAUUUUAAAAUAUGCACAUGAAAAUGGUUGUCCAUUUGAUGACGGUAUACUUAGUGCUGCUAUAAAAAGAAGUAGCCUAGACAUUUUAAAAUAUCUUCAUGAAAAUGGAUGUCCAUGGGAUGAAAAAACAACAAGUGUCACUGCCACUUAUGGUAAUUUAGAAUUCUUAAUGUAUGCUCAUGAAACCGGAUGUAAAUGGGCCAUUGGAACAACUAAAGCUGCUGCUUUUACAAGGAAUUUUGAUUGUUUAAAAUAUGCACAUGAAUAUGGAUGUUCAUGGGAUUAUGACACAACUAGAGCUUCAGCAGCUAGUGGUUGUUUAGACUGUUUAAAGUAUGCUCAUGAAAAGGAUUGUCCAUGGGAUGAAAGAACAUUAGUUACAGCUGCCGUGCAUGGUAAUUUAGACUGUUUAAAAUAUGCUUAUGAACAUGGAUAUAAAUGGAUUGAAGGUACAAUGAGAGGGGCUGCUGCGAAUCGAAAUGUAGGAUGCCUCAAAUAUGCUUAUGAAAAUGGUUGUGAAUGGGACGAAGGCACAACAAGAGAAGCUGCUGCGAGUGGUUGCAUUAGUUGUCUGAAAUUUGCUCAUGAAAAUGGAUGUAAUUGGGAUGAAGGAACAAUCGCUACCGCUGCCAUGCGUGGUAAUUUAAAUUGCUUAAUGUAUGCCCACGAAAAUGGUUGUAAAUGGGAUGAAGGCACUACAAGACUUGCUGCUGCAAAUCGUCAGUUUCAUUGUUUAAAGUACGCACAUGAGCAUAAUUGUCCAUGGAGUAGAAAUACUAUUUAUGAAGCUGUUAGAAGAGGUUUUUUUGAUAUAAUUAACUAUGCUUACGAAAAUGGAUGUCCUAAUUAGUUUUAAAAUAUAAUUAUUUUUAUAAAAUAUUGUUUAUUUUUAACAGUCAAUUACAUUAUAUUUUAAAUAAACCGUCUUAAGCUAAACAUUAACAAUAAAUUUGAUAGAAUUUAUGCCAUUUUA
Molecule: messenger RNA, 2173 nt
Organism: Daktulosphaira vitifoliae (grape phylloxera)
Lineage: Eukaryota; Metazoa; Arthropoda; Insecta; Hemiptera; Phylloxeridae
Exons: 3
Coding region: 80-2050 (656 amino acids)
Molecular function (GO): protein binding
Source: RefSeq, a predicted model, not a curated record